Messenger RNA from Fulvia fulva, 1404 nucleotides. Its product is annotated as putative kinetochore protein nuf2. NCBI's taxonomy places the organism in Eukaryota, Fungi, Ascomycota, Dothideomycetes, Mycosphaerellales, Mycosphaerellaceae. Gene Ontology annotation, cellular component: Ndc80 complex; kinetochore. Bases 1 to 1404 code for a protein of 467 amino acids. The transcript is spliced from 3 exons. Gene Ontology annotation, molecular function: protein-containing complex binding. Gene Ontology annotation, biological process: kinetochore organization; meiotic chromosome segregation; attachment of mitotic spindle microtubules to kinetochore. The record is from RefSeq and is a predicted model, not a curated record.
AUGCCCAGUAUGGACUACCACCCACGUCAAAGCAUGGCUCCGCGCGGCUCGCAGAUGGGCAGCCAGCAGAAGAAGCCAAAGGAGCCCGAUGAGGAUGCAUUCAUGACGUUGCCCGACAAGGAGAUCGCAGGAUGUAUCAGCGACAUUGGAAUCAACUUCGCCAUCGACGACCUCCGCAAGCCAAACCCGCAGCAGAUCCAGAAAGUGUUCGAAUGGUUCGCCGAACUGCUCACCAACACGACGCGUGAGAUUGUCGCGCCGGCCAUGCGCGCAGCAGCAGAGGAUAUGUGUGGCGACGACGCAGACCGCAUCUUCACGGCAGACACGCGCGAGCUGAUGGGCUUCUACAUCACAAUGCGCAAGUUGCUGCUGGAGUGCGGCAUCAAGGACUUCAGCUUCAGCGAUCUGUACCGCCCGACGCAUCCUCGCCUCGUCAAGAUCUUCAGCUACAUCAUCAACUUCAUCCGGUUUCGCGAGUCGCAGACAAACGUCAUCGACAAGUACUACAACUCGAGCGAGCAGACCAAGAACACCAUCGAGCAGCUGUACCAUGAGAAUCAGGAGCGCGAGGAUCACCUGCGCGAGAUGGAGCAGAACCGCAAGAAUGUCGAACACGCGAUCAAGCAGAAGGAGCAGCGCAACCAAGAGCUCAAGACGCGAUUGCUGGAGCUGAAGAAGUCGCAAGAGCGUGUAACGGAGAAGCUCGAGCGGGUCAAGGGUGAACAGUCACGCCUGAAGACAAUGCUGGAAGACAAGACCACGCAAGUCAUCAACACCCGCUCCGAAGCCAACAAGCUCCGUCCAUACACCGAGCAGUCACCUCAAGCCCUCGAACAAUCCCUCCGCGACCUCUCCUCCAACCUCAAUCAGGACAAGACCAGCAUCGAGCACCUCGACCGCCGCUCUCGCGCGCUGCAAACCUCCCACGACACUUUCACCCUCCUCCUCACCGACCUCAACUCCCUCACCGCCCUCCUCUCCUCUUUACAGCAAGACCUUCAAAAGGAAGAAUCCGAAGCCCACACCUCACUGCGAAACCGCGAAGCUCUAACGGAGAAAGUCAACAACGUCCGUGAAGUGGAGCGCCAAGAAAAAAUGCUCCGGAAACAGCUGCAGCAAUGGCAAGACCGCACGGAGAAGCUGCGGAAGGACGCGGAGACUCGCGCGGGGAAUGCCAAAGUCAAGAUGGAGGGAUUGCGGGCUACGCAUAAGAGUCUUGCGCAGGAGAGGCGGGAGAGGGGCGAGGAGGUGGAGAAGAGGAGGGUGAGGAUCGAGCAGACGGAGAAGAAGAUGGCGGAUCUCAAGGAACAGAUUGAACAUGAGGUGCAGGGUGCGAGGGAGGAGUAUAUGAAAAUGGAGAGUCAUAUCAGGCUUUACAUUACGGAGAUGGAGGGCAGUAUUUGA